Messenger RNA from Hippocampus zosterae (dwarf seahorse), 2790 nucleotides. It is a transcript of the gene fam3a, whose product is annotated as FAM3 metabolism regulating signaling molecule A. The record is from RefSeq and is a predicted model, not a curated record. The transcript has 10 exons. The coding region runs from base 294 to 986 and encodes 230 amino acids. NCBI's taxonomy places the organism in Eukaryota, Metazoa, Chordata, Actinopteri, Syngnathiformes, Syngnathidae.
AGCCGAUAUUACCGGAAGACAACCGACAUCAUUUCUUUUCACGGCUGCGUUUCCCAGCGCUCGUACAUGACAAACACCAAGGAACACGGUUGUAUGUUUGUGUGAGUUGCAUGUCUUCUCAAGAGCCGCUACCGUAGAUGAAAGACCCCAUGAGGAAAAUGCGAAAAAAGUAGUUCAGCGUCUCGGACAACGACUCUUCUUUUUCCCUCACUGAAGCUAAGCGACGGCAACAAAGAACGCGAUAUUUGACUGAAGUGUGAACACGGCAGCCCAGCUCCACGAGAGAGGUAAUCAUGCGAUUAACAGGCCCCAUGCGAGCUGUGGCUGUGCUGCUCUUGGUUGGACUCAUAUGGCUGCUGGCAAGCACAAUGUUUGGAGAAGAAAGCGCUGCUUUUCUGCAUCAUUUCCUCAAUAGUGCAAGUCAGGAACCAACCCACGCUGAAGUUCGACCACGAAAGUAUAAAUGCGGCCUUUCAGCAGCAUGCCCCCCCAAACAUCUGGCUUUCCGUCUGGUAUCAGGAGCUGCCAAUGUCAUUGGGCCCAAAAUCUGUCUGGAGGAUAAGAUGUUAUUAAGCAGCGUGAAAAACAACGUUGGCAGAGGAUUAAACAUUGCUUUGGUGAAUGGGGUGACGGGCGAACCUUUGGAAACAAAGACCUUUGACAUGUGGGCAGGAGAUGUUUCUGACCUAUUGAAAUAUCUGCGACCGCUCCACGAGGGAACACUGGUGUUUGUAGCCUCCUUUGAUGAUCCAGCUACAAAGUUGAAUGCAGAGUCUCGGCGUCUGUUUGAGGAGCUCGGGAGCACUGCCGUCAAGGAAUUAGCUUUUCGGGACAGCUGGGUGUUUGUUGGUGCCAAGGGCAUCGACAACAAGAGUCCAUUUGAACAGCGGAUGAAGAACAGUAAGAGCAGCAACAAAUACGAAGGAUGGCCAGAGUCACUGGAGAUGGAUGGCUGUAUUCCCUUACGGCCUGCUGUGGAAGUUUAAUUCAGUCCUUUGCAGUAAACGUUUCAAUUACAACCAACCACUUGACUGAUUGAAGCCAAGGAGCAACUGAAUGUGCACCCUGUUUAAGUCACACACAGAGAUCGUGGUCGCGGGAUGUGAUCUUGAAAGUAGUAAAUGUGGGGAGUGCUUGUGAAAGAUUUGCGGAAGCAAUGUGCGUGGGCAAAGUUGUAAAAGGGAAACUUGAGAGGUGAAGUUCGACUAACAAAGGAGCUGGAGUCGGUCUUCCUUGAAAAGAAAGUGAUACUUCUCCUCCCUGCCAAAAAACUGAAUCCACUCCAGAAAGUUGUACCGUAUUCUCAAGUUCACAAAACACUUUUUAGCAUUUUCCUGAAGGGUAAACGUUUGUAGUUUAAAUGUAAACACUGUGUUUUAUAUUCAAGUAAAAAUAUCUCUUUUCAUUCUGUGACAAAUAUUUCUGUGAAAUUGUAUUUAUAAUAGUAAGAGACGUUUGUUGCCUUCAAACCUGAUGCACAAGCCUACCCGGUGUUUACCGACAGUGCUAGACAUUUCCGUUACUUGUUUCACUGUGCCAGUGGUGUCAAACUCAUUUUUGUCAUGGGCCACGCUUUAGUUACCGGUUCCUUUGGAGGGCCAUUAUGACUGAAACCAAAUUUUAUAAAGUCAAUAAUAACGGUUUAUCCAACUAUUGUUUAAGUUUCUGUAAUGAGGGUUUUGGCGACAAGAAAAUGCUUACAACGAGUCUUAUUUAUCACAUAGGAGAAUUUUAAAUAUUGGUAGAGAUUUUAUCAAGCAUCGUGGAAGCUGACAUUUGCUUUUGCGGGCCACAUAAAAUGAUGCGGCGGGCCCGAUCUGGGCCCCGGGCCUUGGGUUUGACACUGCGCACUAGGCUCUAUUUAUUGAAAGGCCAAACAGAAGCUUUGCCAUCAAUGUUCAAUUUUAAAUGGCUCAAGUUUUUAACAAUAUCCAAUGCUGGUUAAUAUUUGUCCACUGAGUGCUAGUUUGUUGGAAUUUGCGUAUGUGUUUUUUUUCUCCCUCAAUUUUUGAUGUGGUGGAACUAUUUGAAUGCAUUCAAAUAGAAUUAUGAAUUAUGCAGGAAUGGCGAUUUUCCGCGAAAAUCCGCCGUUUCAUUAAAAUAAUAAAUUUUUGUGAAUCGUCUAAAUCCGGUGAGAACAUUUUAGGGGGGGUCAGGUAACUUAUCGUCGAGUUUUCACGAGCUCUCCCGAUCAGUCUUUCCAUCUUCCAAUUGCAUACCUGUCAACUUUUCGGAGCGCAAACCUGUAUAAACUACCAAAAAAUCAUUAUAAUGAGAAAAAAUCCUUAUAACAUACCAAAGCAUUUUAUAUGUCAAAAUAACGGCAGAAAAAAACCCCACGAAAUUUUAAAUUUAUUGUAGAUCUCCAUAAUACAAUGUCUGGUUAAUGUCUAAUCAUCAUUCUACUUAGUGGCAUUACUGUGUUCAGUUGUAUUCCUGCGCUACUUUUUUCCAAAUGGUUUGGAGUUGGUGAAAAAAAACCCUGAAAUUUUCAGAAUCCGUAUGAUUUGUGCGAUACAGCCAUAUACGUGAGAUUCACCACAAAAUCCGUAUGAACUAUGGCUAAACCGUAUGAGUUGACAGGUAUGCGAUUGUAAACAGCACUGCGAUUGGACGUGUAUGAUGUCUUACUUGUUGUGAUUGGUCGCCCGUCCAGGCCACGCCCCUUUCUGCUUUUUUCAUCACUAGCCAUUUGCCAUCCCUGAUUGUGUUGCUUUCGAGUGGUGAAUAUUUUAUACAAAGCUUUGUGUGUGUGGCAAAAAUUAUUUUAAAAUAAAAUCAUUUUUCUCA